AUGUCAAGCGGAAGGAAAAGCCAAGGUCGCAAAAAGAUUGAAAUGAAAAGGAUUACGAAUGAGAGAAACAUGCAAGUGACAUUUUCGAAGCGCCGUAGUGGGCUCUUCAAGAAAGCCAGUGAGCUUAGCACUCUUUGUGGUGCAGAUGUUGCUCUUGUUGUGUUUUCUCCUGGUGAGAAGGCAUUUUCUUUUGGUCACCCCAAUGCUGACACGGUCAUUGAUCGUUAUCUAUCACAACUCCCAUCUCAAAAUAAUGGCACCGUGCGACUCAUUGAGGCCCGACGUAACGCCAACGUGUCUGAGCUCCAUUCCCAGCUAACUCGGCUCAACGAUGCGUUAGACAUCGAGAAGAGCCGUAGGGAUGAAUUGAGUCACAUGAACAAGAUGACUGAGACUCAGUAUUGGUGGGCUUGUCCCUUUGAUGGGAUGAAUUUUAGCCAACUUGGAUUACUGAAAAAUGCUUUAGCGGAACUAAAGAAACGUAUUCCUGAACAUGCUAAUGAGCUUGUCAAUCAGGGUGCUGCCACCCAAACCAUGACAUCUUUUGCUGGAAAUGGUUCAUUUUCUAACAUGUAUGUCCAUCAUCUCCCAAAUUCUCAAUACAGUCAAAUGUUUCCGGAACAACCUUUUCAGGACCCUAUGUUGCAACAUAAUUUGUUUAAUUUCAACAAUAUUGGAGGAGGAGGAGGAGGAGGAGAAGAAGGAGGGUAUGGACCCCCAAGAUUCUUGUGA
Molecule: messenger RNA, 732 nt
Organism: Trifolium pratense (red clover)
Lineage: Eukaryota; Viridiplantae; Streptophyta; Magnoliopsida; Fabales; Fabaceae
Product: agamous-like MADS-box protein AGL62
Exons: 2
Coding region: 1-732 (243 amino acids)
Biological process (GO): positive regulation of transcription by RNA polymerase II
Molecular function (GO): RNA polymerase II cis-regulatory region sequence-specific DNA binding; protein dimerization activity; DNA-binding transcription factor activity, RNA polymerase II-specific
Source: RefSeq, a predicted model, not a curated record